Sorex fumeus (smoky shrew) is the source of this 2058-nucleotide messenger RNA. RefSeq names its product solute carrier family 28 member 2 (gene SLC28A2). Gene Ontology annotation, cellular component: membrane. The record is from RefSeq and is a predicted model, not a curated record. The transcript has 18 exons. Lineage: Eukaryota; Metazoa; Chordata; Mammalia; Eulipotyphla; Soricidae. Gene Ontology annotation, biological process: retina homeostasis; nucleoside transmembrane transport. Bases 58 to 2058 code for a protein of 666 amino acids. Gene Ontology annotation, molecular function: nucleoside:sodium symporter activity; purine nucleoside transmembrane transporter activity.
UUGUUCUCUCUUUACUAAGGAGCCAGCAGGAAUCCUGCCAACUGGAGAGAAUAGCAGAUGGAGCAAACAACUGGAAGUGAAUCUGUUGGUAUGCCCACGAUGAAGGUGGGCAUAGAGAACUCUGGAACAGAGCUCUUGGAAGACGGAAUAAAUCUGGAGGAAACCAGGAGGACUGUAGAGCAAGGAAACAGCUUUGGGAAUGGACUGGGACCUCCCGAUCACCAUAGGAAGCUACAGCCUUUCACCAGGGCAAGAAGUUUCUACAAAACACAUGCUGGCUUAUUCAAGAAGAUUCUGCAGAUCCUGUUGUGUUUGGCUUAUGCUGCUUACUUCCUGAUAGCCUGCAUAAUGGAUUUCCAAAGGGCCCUGGCCUUGUUUGUCCUUACCUGUUUUGUGCUCUUGGUCCUGGUUCACCACUACCUGAAAAAGUUCUUUGGUAAAAAAAUAACUUGUUCUCUGAAGCCCUUUAAAAACCCCUGCCUGAAGCUUUGGAUGAAACGGGUGUUCGCAGGAAUUGCUUUGAUUGGCCUUAUCCUGUGGUUGGCCCUAGACACAGCCCGAAGGCCAGAACAGCUGAUCUCCUUCGCAGGAAUCUGCAUGUUUGUUCUCAUCCUCUUUGCCUGCUCCAGACACCACAGUGCAGUGUCCUGGAGGACAGUGCUUUGGGGCCUGGGUCUUCAGUUUGUCCUUGGGAUUUUGGUCAUUAGAACUGAUGUUGGAUUUAAUGCAUUUCAAUGGCUGGGAGACCAGGUUCAGAUUUUCCUGAACUACACUGUGGAGGGCUCCAGUUUUGUCUUUGGUGACGUGCUGGUCAAGGAUGUCUUUGCUUUUCAGUCCUUACCAAUUAUCAUUUUCUUUGGAUGUGUGAUGUCCAUUCUCUACUACCUGGGCCUUGUUCAGUGGGUAAUCCAGAAGGUUGCCUGGUUUUUGCAAAUCACCAUGGGCACUACUGCCACAGAGACCUUGGCUGUGGCAGGAAACAUCUUUGUGGGUAUGACAGAGGUACCUCUGCUUAUCAGGCCAUACUUGGCAGACCUGACAGUCUCUGAAAUCCAUGCAGUGAUGACAGGAGGUUUUGCCACCAUUUCUGGCACUGUGUUGGGAGCCUUCAUAUCCUUUGGGAUUGAUGCGUCAUCCUUGAUUUCUGCCUCUGUGAUGGCUGCCCCUUCUGCUCUCGCCUUAUCAAAGCUGGUAUAUCCAGAAGUGGAGGAGUCCAAGUUCAAGAAUAAGGAGGGGGUAAAACUACCUCGUGGGAAGGAGAAGAAUGUCCUGGAAGCUGCCAGCAAUGGAGCCUCAGAUGCUAUAGGCCUUGCUGCUAAUGUAGCAGCCAAUCUGAUUGCCUUUUUGGCUGUGUUGGCCUUCAUCAAUGCUGCCCUAUCCUGGCUAGGGCAAUUGGUAGACAUUGAGGGACUGACUUUCCAGGUGAUCUGUUCCUACAUCUUAAGGCCCAUGGUCUUCAUGAUGGGUGUAGACUGGGCAGACUGUCCAGUGGUAGCUGAGUUGGUGGGGAUCAAGUUCUUCAUCAAUGAGUUUGUGGCCUAUCAGAAACUAUCUGAAUACAAGAAUAGACGUCUUUCUGGAAUAGAAGAGUGGCUCAACGGUCAGAAACAGUGGAUUUCUGUGAGAGCUGAAAUCAUCGCAACGUUUUCACUCUGUGGGUUUGCCAAUCUUAGUUCCAUAGGAAUCACACUAGGGGGCUUGACCUCAAUGGUGCCCCAUCGGAAGAGUGACUUUUCCAAGGUUGUAAUCAGUGCCCUCUUGACAGGGGCUUGUGUGUCCCUUAUUAGUGCUUGUAUGGCAGGAGUUCUCUAUGUCCCCAGAGGAGCUGAAACUGACUGUGUCUCCUUCCUAAUUACAACUUUCUCCAAUAAAACCUAUGAGAGCUAUGUGUGCUGCCAAGAACUCUUUCAGAGUACUUCUCUGAAUGGCACCAACACUCCUUCUUUUUCUGGUCCCUGGGAAGAUAAAGAGCACAGUGCCAGGGCCUUUGCUAACUGUUGUGGAUUCUACAACAAUACUCUCUGCGGUGAAGCUGGUCUAUUUCCAUGGCAAUUUUGA